AUGCCUUCCGUGCAGACGAAGCAUCACUCUGCGAUUAAGGAUAUUAGGAACAUUGGCAUCAUUGCUCAUGUUGACGCUGGUAAAACGACCACCACUGAGCGCAUGUUAUACUAUAGCGGCGUGACUCGUCGAGUUGGAGAUGUCGAUGCCGGAAACACCGUAACGGACUUUCUUGACUUGGAAAGAGAAAGGGGCAUCACGAUUCAGUCAGCAGCCAUCACUUUCAACUGGCCUCUACCAGAAGACUGCCAGCCUGGAAAGCCUCCCAAAACCAUCAACCUCAUCGAUACCCCCGGUCAUCAGGACUUCAGAUUCGAAGUCGACAGGUGUCUUCCUGUUCUUGAUGGUGCAGUGUGCAUCAUUGACUCUGUGAAGGGUGUGGAGGCUCACACAGAGAGAGUGUGGGCUUCUGCGCAUGAGCACAAGAUCCCGCGUAUCGUCUUCGUCAACAAACUGGACCGAGACGGCGCAUCAUUCCGCAAAUCGGUGCUUGAGAUUGGUUCUCGUCUCGGCGGAUGGCCACUAGUAUGUCAGAUACCAUGGUGGGAGGGCGACCAAUUUGUCGGCGUUGUCGACAUCAUCAACCGCAUCGGAUACAGGUGGAAGGCCGAAAAGCAAAAGACAAAGUACGAAUUCGCCGAGCUUCAGGAGGUGCUUUCGGGCAACCCACUUCUUGCGGAGAUCGAGACGGCUCGCGAAAAACUGAUCGAAGGAGUCGCCGAGUGGGAUGAGGCCAUUAUGGAUCUCUUCGUUGACGAUCCCACCAAGAUCACCAGUGAAAUGCUCAAAGAGGCUGUCCGCAACGUCAUUCGCAGCGGCGACGGAAACGCCAUCCCCGUCCUGGCGGGUGCCAGUUUCCGACACAUUGGCGUCGAGCCUCUGAUGGACGCCAUCGUCGAUUACCUGCCUAGUCCAGACGAACGUCCAGAGCUCGAGGUUCGCGUGGGAGCCAACAAACAAGAGCUCCAGAAGCUUCUGGAUAACACUAACAAGAAUAACAAGAAGGCCAGCCACGGCCAGGUUGCUGCUGUAGCGUCUGUCUUCAAGGUCUUCCACCAUCCCAAGGAAGGAACUCUGAGCUUCGUCCGCGUUUACCACGGCGAUCUUCACCGGAACUCGUCUACUUGGAACACCCACAUCCAGCAGUCGGAGAAGCCUUUCGGUCUGGUACAAAUAUCUGCGGAGAAGACCGAAGACGUGCAGCAUCUGGCAACGGGCCAAAUUGGUGCCAUCAGGGGGUUGAAGAAGGCUCGCACGGGCGACACUCUUCUCGCAUCUGUCGGCAACAAGCAAGUUCCAGAUAGUCUGAAGCAUGUUCACAUAAGACCGCCCGAGAUCCCCCCAGCGGUUGCCUUCCUUGCCAUCGAUCCUCAGGGCAUGACUGCCGCCAAGGAGCUUGAGAUUGCCCUAGACAACGCAUCCCGAGAAGACCCCAGUCUCAGAUGGACGCGCGACGAGAAGACUGAGCAGUUCAUCCUCCAGGGCAUGGGCAAGCUCCACCUUGAUAUCGCGGUCCACAACCUCAAGCAAAACCCCAAGGUCCAAGCCGAUUUCGGCCCCAUUGAGGUCGACUACAAGGAGUGCAUCACUGCCCCGAUCGGACCUCACCACGUCACGUAUGACAGAGUGGUCGCGAGCAAGUCUGGCAGAGUGUCAUGCAGCGCGACCCUUGAGCCGCUUGAAGAGCACCACCGGCAGGCCGCCCUUGAACCAACUGUCGAGCGCGAUGGCAAUAUGAUCCAUGUCAUCAUCGACCUACCCGAAGAGGGCUAUUUCCCCAGCUUUGACCCUGAAGAAGCCCGCCAACAGCUAAUCAACGGAGUAGUCGCCGCACUCGCACGUGGUCCGCGCCGCGGUUCACCUGUGCAGGGCUGCCACAUCACAAUUAACGUCGAUGCCACCGAGGUUGAGAACCCAUCAGGAGGACACUUCACAGGCGCCGCAAGCCGUGCUGUCCGCGAGGCCCUCCGCGAAGCCCACACCACGCGCCAGGCGGUCGGUGUCAUGGAGCCCGUUAUGCUGGUGCACAUCAGCUGUCCCGAGGCCGCGGCGGGCAUGGUGCAGCACGACAUCAGCUCUGGCGCGGGAGGUCAUGUUUUGGAGAUCAAUGACAAGUCUGCCGAGUCGAGCUCAACGAUUGAUGUCAGCAGGAUCUACGCUCCCCCCGACCCGUACGACAGUGUCGCAUCCCUGAGGGGCAAGAAGUCCAUGGCCAGGACGGUGGAGAUCGUGGCUAAGGUGCCGUUCAAGGAGGUCCUCAACUUUGAUGAGCAUUUGAGAGGCAAGACUGGCGGACGGCACUCGAUGACUAUGGCGUUUGACAGCUUUGACCGCGUCGUGGGCUCCAGGGAGAAGGCAUUGUAA
This is a messenger RNA of Colletotrichum aenigma, 2364 nucleotides long. RefSeq names its product Ribosome-releasing factor 2. The record is from RefSeq and is a predicted model, not a curated record. Gene Ontology annotation, biological process: ribosome disassembly; mitochondrial translation. Gene Ontology annotation, molecular function: GTPase activity; GTP binding; translation elongation factor activity. The transcript has 3 exons. Gene Ontology annotation, cellular component: mitochondrion. NCBI's taxonomy places the organism in Eukaryota, Fungi, Ascomycota, Sordariomycetes, Glomerellales, Glomerellaceae. The coding region runs from base 1 to 2364 and encodes 787 amino acids.